AUGCCCGCGAGCAUGCGUGCCGCUGCGGCGGUGUUGCAUGGCGCAUCCGCCCCUUCACGACGAUGCGCACGCUGCCAUUUCUCCUCAUCGGCGUCGCUCACCCGCCUUCCUCCCGCGCGCCAUGCCAGCACCAGCACUGCCGCCGCCGCCGCCGCCGCCGCCACCACCACCAUCCUCUCUCUUCUCCUGAGACCGCGACAGCCCGCGUACACGACCAACCUCUCGCCGUCAUCGUCGCCGCCGCCGUCGCGCCGUCUCUUCUCCUCCCAGCACGCCGCCGCCGACGGCGCCGAUACCUCCGAGCCCUCCACCACCACCACCACCACCACCACAACCACCUCCGCCGACACCGCUUCAUCCCCUUACUACGCGCUCUUCCCGUCCACGCUGCCCCUCGGCCCGCCGCCUCGCGGCCACUUCCCCAUUGACGUGCGCCAGCUGCGCCGCGAGUUCUUGCAGCUCCAAGCGCGCGCGCACCCAGACAUGCACGCGCCCGGCGCCGCCAAGUCGGCCGCCGAGACGCGCUCGGCGCUCAUCAACGAGGCGUACCGGACGCUGGCGAACCCGUUGCUGCGCGCGCAGCACCUGCUCGCGCUGCGGGGCGUCGACGUGGCGGGCGACGAGCGGCUCAAGAUGGACGCCGCUGCCGACGAAAGCGACGACGAGGCGGGGGCGGGCUUGCUGAUGGUGGUGCUUGAAGCGCGAGAGGGCAUCGAGGAGGCGCGGACAGAGGCGGACUUGGAGGGGCUGAGGACGGAGAAUGACGGCAGGAUUAGGGAGGGCGAGGAGAGGCUCGAGGAGGCGUUUCGGGAGGAUGAUGUGGAAAAGGCAAAGAGGGAGGCGGUCAAGAUGAGGUAUUGGGUGAAUAUCAAGGAGAGUUUGGAUAAUUGGGAACAGGGCAAGCCGAUUGUGCUGCAGCAUUGA
Messenger RNA from Beauveria bassiana ARSEF 2860, 924 nucleotides. Its product is annotated as Fe-S protein assembly co-chaperone HscB. Gene Ontology annotation, molecular function: ATPase activator activity; protein-folding chaperone binding. NCBI's taxonomy places the organism in Eukaryota, Fungi, Ascomycota, Sordariomycetes, Hypocreales, Cordycipitaceae. Bases 1 to 924 code for a protein of 307 amino acids. The transcript has a single exon. Gene Ontology annotation, cellular component: mitochondrion. The record is from RefSeq and is a predicted model, not a curated record. Gene Ontology annotation, biological process: protein complex oligomerization; [2Fe-2S] cluster assembly.